GAUAGGGUUUUAAUAAACUCUCGACAGAGCAUUACAGAUAGAAAGGGAGACCAUUGAAAUGGAGUUCCAGAAGAGAAAAGCAGCGACUUUAUCCUCACUGCGAUCAUCGGAAACAGACAAAUCACCGAAAGGCACUUUAGACACUCCUAUAAUUCCACUCCUUAACUCUCUCAACUCUCACCCUUCUUAUUACACCACCAGCUCUUGCUCUGGCCGUAUCUCUAUUCUUUCCCAACCUAAAUCCACCCAAAUUGCAUCCAAUAAGAAAAAGGCACGUGGCGGGUCCUGGCUAUUCAUUAGCCACGACCCAGCAAAUCCCGAUUCUGUCAUCUCCCUACUUUUCUCUUCUGAACCGCCAACUCAGUCAUCCGAGUUGGUAUUCCGGUUCGAACCGUUGAUUGUUGCUGUUGAGUGUAGAGAUAUUGAAGCUGCCCAGUUUUUGGUUUCCUUGGCAAUAUCUUGUGGAUUUAGGGAAUCUGGAAUUACUAGUGCUAAUAGUAAGAGAGUGAUUGUGGGUAUUCGGUGUUCCAUAAGAAUGGAGGUGCCGCUGGGUGACACUGACAAUCUCCUUGUAUCGCCUGAGUACGUGAGGUUUCUCGUGGAGGUGGCUAAUGAGAAAAUGGAAGCUAAUAGAAAGAGAACCCAAGGUUUCUUUAUGGCCUUAACGGGAAAUGGGUUUGUUGACUCUGCGGUUUUAGAGAAUGUUGAUCAUAAUUCUUCUGAUGAUGCUCAAGACGGGGAUGCUGAUAACUUGGAAAGAGCAGAUGGGGAUGCCAAUAUUGUAUUUGAAUCAUUGGCAGGACGAGUAGGAGUUUCUGGUUGCAGUUUAUCUAUUGUUAAAAUGGUAAUUGUUGGCGAACCUCUGGAGAAACUUUUCCUUUGGGGGCACUCUACUUGUACUUUGGAUCAUAAAAAAAGCAAGGACAUUCUUGUUUUCGGUGGUUUUGGAGGUAUUGGAAGACAUGCGCGAAGAAAUGAUAGUUUGCUGCUUGAUCCAUUAAAUGGAACAUUGAAGGCAAUUAAUGCUGUGGGAGGACCAUCUCCACGAUUGGGUCAUACAGCUUCUUUGGUUGGUGAGUUUUUAUUUGUCAUAGGAGGCAGAUCUGAUCCCUUGAACAUUCUGAAUGAUGUAUGGGUUCUUAAUACUGUUAGUAAUGAAUGGAGGCUAUCAGAAUGUUCUGGCAUUAUUUUCCCUCCCAGGCAUCGGCAUGCAGCAGCAGUUAUCGGCUCAAACAUAUAUGUAUUUGGUGGACUUAACAAUGAUUCAAUUUCUUCAUCCUUGUAUGUCCUGAACGCUGGAAAUCUGCAGUGGAAAGAGGCAUUGGUUGGUGGGCAACAACCAUGUGCUCGGCAUUCUCACUCAAUGGUGGCGUAUGGGUCUAAGUUAUUCAUGUUUGGAGGAUACAGUGGAGAGAAACCUCUGGGAGAUUUAUACAGUUUUAAUGUUCAAACACAUAUUUGGAUAAAAGAAAAGACAUCUGGAGAAAGUCCACAUGCAAGAUUUUCCCAUUCAAUGUUUAUCUACAAUAACUUUCUUGGAGUCAUUGGAGGUUGCCCUGUCAGUCAACACUCCCAAGAGUUGGCAUUGCUUGAUCUGCGAAUCCACAAGUGGAAGCAUGUAACACUUGAUUACAUUGGCAAAGAAUUGCUUGUGCGUAGUACAGCCAAUAUUGUGGGUGAUGAUCUUGUUAUGAUUGGUGGUGGGGCAGCUUGCUAUGCAUUUGGAACAAAGUUCAGUGAGCCAUUAAAAAUCAGUUUGCUUCCGUUGAUGUCUUUAGAUGACAAAAUUUUGUCUGUAGAAACUGAAAAAAAGCAUGUUACUGUCCAUCACGAUGGCCUAAAAGGAGAAAAGAAUGUCGAUGUCCAAGACCCUAAUCUUAGUGGUGCCUAUAAUUUUGAGGCUAAGCAACGUCAGUCGGUUGCAUCAUGUUGGGUACUACAACUUGAAAAGAAAUAUGCAAAAUUGGGGAAGGACAUAUUGAAGAAAUUUGGAUGGUUAGAUCUAGCAAGGAAAGUUCAUUUGCAGAGCAAUGAGUUGCAUAUUUGUUUCCCUAUCACUAAACAAUUCUUUGACGUAUUCUCCAAAAUGGUGCAUCAGCAUGGAGAUGCAGUUGCUGGGCAGAAUUUUAUUCCCAGAGAAGGGGUUUUAUUAGAUGAGUUCUCAUGCUCGACAGCCUUGAAUCUUCUAAAGGAAUUUGAUGCUGUUAUUCUGGUAGAUGAGGCUGCAGAAGUCAGGAAAACUGCCAAGUCUCCCUUGCAGAUGAUGAAAGAAGUUGUAGCUUCUUUAAUCAAAUGCAAGGGACUAUCAGAAGAACUGUUGGAUCAGCUUCCCACUAGGUGGGAGCGACUGGGUGAUGUUGUUGUGCUUCCUGCAACAUCUUUCAAGGACCCAUCAUGGGACUUAAUUGGGGAUGAGCUCUGGCCAACCAUUGCCAAAUUACUUAGUUCCAAUCGUCUGGCUCGCAAAGGCAGAGUUGCACCGACUGGAACCAGGGACAGUACUUUGGAGAUAUUGGUGGGAGAUAAUGGCUGGGUUGAUCACCGAGAAAAUGGAAUUAUUUAUUCUUUUGAUGCUGCCAAGUGCAUGUUUUCCUGGGGUAAUCUUUCUGAGAAGCUUCGUAUGGCACAUUUGGACUGUGAGGAUGAGGUUGUAGUGGAUUUAUUUGCUGGAAUUGGAUAUUUUGUGUUGCCAUUCCUCGUUAGGGCCAGAGCAAAGUUGGUUUAUGCUUGUGAAUGGAAUCCCCAUGCUGUUGAGGCACUCAAACGUAAUCUCGAAGCAAAUUCUGUCUCUGAUCGGUGUGUUGUUCUUGAAGGAGAUAAUCGAAUAGUAGCUCCUAGAGGGGUUGCCAAUCGAGUUUGUCUUGGUCUUCUUCCAUCAAGUGAGGACAGUUGGGUAACUGCUGUUAGAGCUUUAAGGAGCAACGGUGGAAUGCUGCACGUGCAUGGGAAUGUGAAGGACUCAGAGGAAGGCUCAUGGACCGAACAUGUUUUGAAAUCAAUCAAUGAAAUUUCUACAUCAGAAGGUCAUAAUUGGGAGGUCACAAUAGAGCAUUUGGAGAGGGUAAAAUGGUACGCUCCACACAUACGCCACCUCGUUGCAGAUGUGAGGUGCAGAGAGAUCCUAAAGUAGAGCCUUAGACAUCCUCUUCCUCCAACGUAACAAACUAUGUUCCUAUUAUGCCAGGGAUUGAGUACGUCACUCUAUAUGUUAAGCCAGUGAUAAUGUCCCGACGAAAUGCUACAUUUGAAGCCCACAAUUUUGAUGGUUGAGAUGUGUCAAGUGAAUUGAUUUGAUGGACAAAGAUGCUAAAGAGAGAAUUUGUUUCAAACUGUUUGUUGUACGUUCUGUGAUUUGGGAGUAAAGGUAUCAGUGUUAGAACACUGAGGGGACACAACACGAAUAUGUUGCUUCAGUAAACUUAUUGUCUGUGUUAUGUCUAUUGCACUUUCUUUCUAGAAGAGUUUGGCUUGCGCUUUGGACACAUCUAAUUUUUUUUUUUUAGAUAUAUUUUUGUCUUCUACGUGGAAA
Messenger RNA from Jatropha curcas, 3529 nucleotides. RefSeq names its product Met-10+ like family protein / kelch repeat-containing protein. Gene Ontology annotation, biological process: tRNA methylation; wybutosine biosynthetic process. Gene Ontology annotation, molecular function: tRNA methyltransferase activity; protein binding. NCBI's taxonomy places the organism in Eukaryota, Viridiplantae, Streptophyta, Magnoliopsida, Malpighiales, Euphorbiaceae. Gene Ontology annotation, cellular component: cytoplasm. The record is from RefSeq and is a predicted model, not a curated record.